ACCACUUCACUCAUAUUUAACCAAGGCAUCUGUGGAAUUGAUUAAGGUUAACUGCAUGAGCCAAAGUCGUGUUUUUAUUUUGAUAAAAGUUGGCUGAUUAGCGUAUCGGCGUUCGACUGGCAAUGUCUGAGGAAGUGGGCGUGCACUGUUUUUCACUUUGACUGGCAGACAGAUGGAAGUCUUGAGUUGGGCGCACCAACUUUCCCCGCUAAUCUUUCAAAAAGCAAAUGCACCGCAAAUUUAAGGAUUAUCGUAAUCAAUGCAUUAAAUGGCAUCAGUUAUGGAGGACCCCACCCUCGAGCGACACUUCAAGGGCCACAAAGAUGCUGUCACCUGUGCAGACUUCAAUUCCAAACACAAACAGCUGGCCUCAGGGUCUGCAGAUAAGACUCUGAUGAUUUGGAAUCUGAACCCUAAGGCCAGGGCGUUCCGUUUUUUUGGACACAAAGAUGUCAUCACAGGGGUCCAGUUCUCCCCUGCAGGAGAUCUGGUCGUCUCUGCGUCCCAGGACAAGACUGUACGGCUGUGGACGCCCAGCAUUAAAGGAGAGUCGAUGGUGUUCAAAGCCCACACGGCUACAGUACGCAGUGUCAGCUUUUCUCACGACGGCCAGAGGCUGGUGACUGCGUCAGACGACAAGUCUGUCAAGGUGUGGAGUGUCCACAGACAACGUUUUGUCUACUCACUCAACCAGCACACCAACUGGGUCCGCUGCGCCAGGUUUUCUCCUGACGGCCGUCUAAUUGCCUCCUGUGGCGACGACCGCACAGUGCGACUGUGGGACACCUCCACCAAACAGUGCAUCAACUGCUUCACAGAGUAUGGAGGAUCAGCAACAUUUGUAGACUUCAACACCAGUGGCACCUGCAUAGCAUCCUCUGGAGCAGACAACACGCUGAAGAUCUGGGACAUACGGACAAACAAACUGCUCCAGCAUUACCAAGUCCACAGUGCAGGGAUCAAUUGCUUUUCCUUCCACCCGUCUGGAAACUACCUGAUCAGUGGCUCCAGUGACAGCACAGUGAAGAUCCUGGACCUGCUGGAGGGACGCCUCAUCUACACCCUCCACGGACACAAGGGUCCUGUCCUGACGGUGGCCUUCUCCAGGGGAGGAGACUUCUUCGCCUCAGGGGGUUGUGAUGCUCAGGUUUUAAUGUGGAAGACCAACUUUGAUUAUUUUGACUACCGUGAGGUCCUGAGCAGACACAGCCAGCGGGUCACCCCUGACCCCCCUCCUCACCUGACAGACAUCUACCCCCGAGGACCACACCUCCACUCCGCCCAGUCUGGGGCUAUAGAGAUCAGUCCCAUGGUGGCAGACACCCAGACCACUGCCCCGGCUGUCAUAGAGGUGGGCCAGGCCCUCUACACAGCCACUACGGCUGUCAACGGCCAUGCAAACAAUUUGCCAGCACCGCGGAUUGCCAGUACCAGCCUCAACCCCAAUGAAGACUGCCACAGUAGUGGACAGGGUUCGACAUCUGGGUCCCAGUCCGGGCAGAUGGGAGGCAGGAGGGAGGAGGGGGAACAGGGGAUGACGUUCCCUCUGGAGAUGCGCUCAGACCUCCCCAUGAACUUCAGCAGCACCCUGGAACGCAUUGUCCAGCAGCUUGACGUCCUCACUCAGACUGUCUCUGUGUUGGAAGAACGUCUCACCCUGACAGAGGACAAACUGAAGGAGUGUUUAUUCAACCAGAGUCAGAUCCUGCUGCAGGUGCGAGGGGAGGAGAAGGACCGAAGGAGAGAGAGGGUGGAGGAAGAGAGGGAAGGUGAGAGCGGAUCCCCUGUCGCCUCAGCCUAAGGUCGCUCACCUCCCUCUCCACAGACACACACUCCUCCCUUUGACUUGGUCGUGUGUGUGUGUGUGUGUGUGUGUGUGUGUGUGUGUGUGUGUGUGUGUGUGUGUGUGUGUGUGUGUGUGUGUGUGUGUGUGUGUGUGUGUGUGUGUGCCGCUAUGGGUUCUUGUACUAGCAUUUAUUAGUAGAAUCUAUGCAUUAUGUCAUGUGCUGAUGAAGCGCCUGUGUGUGUAUGACCACUGUUGUAUAGUGUACGGCAUAUUUUCUCAUGCAUUCUUUUUCAUACUAUGAACUAAAUAAAUUGAACAUAUUGCACUG
Molecule: messenger RNA, 2114 nt
Organism: Salmo salar (Atlantic salmon)
Lineage: Eukaryota; Metazoa; Chordata; Actinopteri; Salmoniformes; Salmonidae
Gene: poc1b
Product: POC1 centriolar protein B
Biological process (GO): cilium assembly
Cellular component (GO): centriole; ciliary basal body
Molecular function (GO): protein binding
Source: RefSeq, a predicted model, not a curated record